AUGUCACAUCGUGGAACAAAAGUGGACAAUAUUCCCGAUCUGAGUACAUGUAUGCAGGGUGUCAUGGAAAGACCCUGUAUAUAUGCACUCAGAUCGGAAACUUUGUUCACGAUGUCACAUCGUGGAACAAAAGUGGACAAUAUUCCCGAUCUGAGUACAUGUAUGCAGGGUGUCAUGGAAAGACCCUGUAUAUAUGCACUCAGAUCGGAAACUUUGUUCACGAUGUCACAGUGCGGAACAAAUGUGAGAGCAAACCGAACAUUUUAA
This is a messenger RNA of Trichomonas vaginalis G3, 267 nucleotides long. RefSeq lists its product as uncharacterized. NCBI's taxonomy places the organism in Eukaryota, Parabasalia, Trichomonadida, Trichomonadidae. The record is from RefSeq and is a predicted model, not a curated record. The coding region runs from base 1 to 267 and encodes 88 amino acids. The transcript has a single exon.